Messenger RNA from Anopheles funestus (African malaria mosquito), 1407 nucleotides. Its product is annotated as rhythmically expressed gene 2 protein-like. The record is from RefSeq and is a predicted model, not a curated record. The transcript has 2 exons. NCBI's taxonomy places the organism in Eukaryota, Metazoa, Arthropoda, Insecta, Diptera, Culicidae. Bases 301 to 1170 code for a protein of 289 amino acids.
UAACUGCAGUGUAGAUAGUGCCCGCAGUUUCGAUUGCAGUCAGCUGCUCUGUUUGACAAAAUCAGCUGUUCUUCUCGCUGUUUCGGCAAGUACAGGUGCGAAUUGAUACACAACGAUGAAGUUGUAUCUUUGUUCUAGUUGUUUUGCAGAAUUUUGAUAAUCCAUCUAGGUGCAUAUGCAAAUUAAUAGAAGGAGCAAUGCAGGUAAUGCGAUGCUUCGCCGCAUUAUGUAAUGUGUAAAUAUAUUUCGUGCCAAUACUGACAACAACUUUACUAAAACAAGCGUCCAUUGCGGAUGUAAAUGAAUCACUUUCGAAACAAUUUGUCCCGGUUUCGGUUGGUGACGUUCGAUGUUACCGAUACGCUCCUGGAAUAUGCAGUUCGUCCUGAGCGGCACUAUGCCCAGGUAAUCAACAGUGUGCUGGAACCACGCAUUGGUCUUACAUUGUUGGAGGAGCAGAUUGGCCGCUCGUUUGGUCUCUGCUUUCGUACGAUGAAGCAGCAGUAUCCGAAUUUCGGAUCCGGUCGAAAACAGACGGGACAGCAGGAGCUAGAAGAUGAGAGUUGGCGCUGGUGGUGGCGUACACUGGUGGAGCGGGUGAUAGUGGAUGCAGCUGCUAGUUCCGAUUGCCACAAUGUUCCUUCGCCACUGCUGAGCAUAAUCGCGGAAGAGUUAAUAGACGAUUAUACCUACGACGGAAAGCGCGUCUGCUGGCGUCAACGGCCAGGUGUGGGAGAGUUUCUACGAAAAUUGCGUACUCCGCCAGCUGGUCAAACGUUGGGCAUUGUGUCGAACUUUGAUCCACGGUUAAAGAUCAUCCUGCGCAACAAUGGCAUCGCACCGGAAGGCGAGAUGGUCGAUUUCGUGCUAACGAGCUACGAAGCUGGCGUGGAAAAGCCUGACCCGGCCAUAUUCGAAACAGCUCUACGGAAAGCGAACAUGCUGCAGUCGGGACCAGAAAUCAGUCCACAAGAGGCAUUACACAUUGGCAAUCUGUGCCGGGAGGAUUACAACGGAGCGCGCAGUGCCGGUUGGAGUGCGCUGCUGGUGAAUGUACCAUCGAACGAAAAGAAUCGAAAACUCUUAACAGCCAUUCCUAGCGGGCAUGUCUUUGCUGGUUUGCCCGAGUUGCAGCAACGGCUGGAAGGUGCUACUCCGUUUGCAUGGUGAGAGGCUAUUAAUAACGUAUAAACUAAUACAAAUAUUGUACAAAAUGUGCCACUGAAAAAUGUAGGGCACACAUUAGAGAGAUUUUUCUACGAUAGUGUUGUAUUUUGCCUUGAAGUUAGUACGAACAUGAGAAAUAAAUUAGGAAGAAAGCGAAAUACAUAAUUCCGAAACGUAACCACCAGAUCGAAUUUAGAAUAUUGAAAACAUAUAAUAAUAAAGAAAACUUAAACAACCAAA